UUUUAGUUUAUGCGAUUUGUCAAAACACAACAACAAGUCGUGGUCUUUUGUUGUAAAACCUCGAAAGGACGUUUUGUUAAUAUUGCAUUAUAGCUUGUGAUUCUAAAAAUAUUACAUCAUGAAUUUUGUAUAUGUUGUUAUUAUACUGUGUGGCAUUUAUUACAAAGAAGUAUUAUGCAAUAAUUCAUCGCAAGAAGUGGUAAAUCUUCCAAAUGAGGAAUGUAAACCAAGAAAAACGCUUGUGGCAGUUGACGGAGAUACAUACAACUACUUCCCACUUAUGGUGUCUUUACAUCGAUGUGGAGGUAUUUGUGGUCGUGAUAAGCCAAAUUUUAGAAAGUGUGUAAAAAAAGAAUCGGAUAUUCUAUUUUUACACGUGUACAACGAGCUAGAACAAAGAAACGAAACUAUUAAGUUAGAGAAUCAUACCUCCUGUGGGUGUGAGUGUUAUUAUGAUAAGUCGGUAUGUUCCAGCACACAGACCUGGGAUACACAACAGUGUAAAUGUUUGUGUAAUCCAUCAGUUACUGGGCAAUGUGGGGAGAAUUACAGAUGGAACCCCAAUCUUUGUCAAUGUCAGUGUGAUUUACAAUGUACAAGAAAACAAGAUUUUAAUAGUACUGAUUGUUCCUGUACUUGUAAGCAAAAAUUCUUCCAACGCUGUAAUAAGCGAAACAAACUUGUUCGAGAAAGUGACUGCAGAUGUUUUAUUCCAGAAACUUUGUUAAGUGAAAAGGGGUGUGAAGUACUACCAACAAAAUGGGCUGUUAUGAUAAUAACAAUUUCAUUUUGUGCAUUCUUUGUGUUUGCAUUUGACUGUAUUUUAUAUGGAAGAAAAACUGGAUGUUUGUAUCAUUCGUUGCAUAUAUGUGAAGAUACAAAAGAAGAGAAUAUACCAAUAAAACAGAACCGGUCUCCAUCGUCAAAAGAUAUAUUUGAUUCAAAUGCGUGAGAAUAUUAAAAAACUAUUGGACAUUGUCAAUCCGAGACCUUGUGGGACGCUAAGCGUUGUGUGUGAAUUAAGAGCUAAACAAACAGCUUUUACCAUUGCAUCAAAACAAGUUCUUCCAAUAUAAGUGAGCACUUAUGCACUUGUGAUGAUUGCUAUAAGAAACUACUUUGGUGGUUUUUCAAAAAGGUUAUGGUGAGGUAUUUAAGUAAAAUUACUUGAAUAUCUCACCAUGAAUUUUACAGCUCUUGACAGUUGAUCUUGACAGUUUAUUUAUGUAGAGCAACAAAACUGAAGAGUAAGGAACUACGUAGCAUAAGAAAAAACAAUAUGCCAAAUGUGGUUACAUUUUGCAUGACAUUGCGGAUUUAUUGUAUAACUAUAUAUAAAUAUGAUUUGAUGUUGUUUUAUGACAUUUUUUAUUCUACGAAAACUGAAAUGUUACUUAUUGGGUUUAGUUGUUAUAUAUUUUUAAAAUGUCAUUAAGUAAAAAUUGCCCUAGCAACAGUAUGGCCUUACUUAACACUAUAGGAAAUAUAAUUUCUUGCCCAGAAAUUUCUGACUUUGUUUUUUAUGAGAAUAUUGAAGUGUUUCUAUUUUUGAUAUCAUGUGAUAUGAUGCUGAAAGUAAUUAACAUUUUCUAGAGUAUUUUGUGGCGCUUAUGUCAUAUCUUUAAUUAAUGUCUUUUUUAAAUUUUAUUAAAUUCAGUGUCUGGAAUAAGAAAUGAGAAAAAACCUAGUCUGUGGUAAAUAAGCUUUAUUGUUGUUGGUAUUUUAAAUGGUUAAUGAUUUAUAUCUUCUAAAUACCCUUCCAGUAAACAUUAAACGAAACAUAAUACUUUUGCUUACAAAGACAUAAAUAAGACGUAAAUAAAUAUUUGUAUGUUUUUACAACUGAGAGUUUUAUGGAAAAUGUUUCCUGUAAUAUUUUCUAGUGUUAUGAUUAGAAAUGUAAACAAACUAACAAGAUUAUAUGAUCUACUUAAUUGGCGGAUUAUAUUAAUAGCACAUUGACGUAACUUAUUUAAACAUGGAAAUAUAACUAACGUGUUUCUCGACUAAUUUCUAGAUUAAAACGAUAUGAUAACAAUCACAUGA
This is a messenger RNA of Hydractinia symbiolongicarpus, 2046 nucleotides long. RefSeq names its product vascular endothelial growth factor D-like. Gene Ontology annotation, molecular function: growth factor activity. Lineage: Eukaryota; Metazoa; Cnidaria; Hydrozoa; Anthoathecata; Hydractiniidae. The transcript has a single exon. The record is from RefSeq and is a predicted model, not a curated record. Gene Ontology annotation, cellular component: membrane. Bases 119 to 952 code for a protein of 277 amino acids.